Chrysoperla carnea is the source of this 5417-nucleotide messenger RNA. RefSeq names its product ubiquitin carboxyl-terminal hydrolase 10 (gene Usp10). Gene Ontology annotation, molecular function: cysteine-type deubiquitinase activity; cysteine-type endopeptidase activity. NCBI's taxonomy places the organism in Eukaryota, Metazoa, Arthropoda, Insecta, Neuroptera, Chrysopidae. The record is from RefSeq and is a predicted model, not a curated record. Gene Ontology annotation, cellular component: cytosol; nucleus. Gene Ontology annotation, biological process: regulation of autophagy; protein deubiquitination; DNA damage response, signal transduction by p53 class mediator. The transcript is spliced from 9 exons. The coding region runs from base 125 to 3532 and encodes 1135 amino acids.
UGGAAUGAAGUGUUGUCUAUGACCAUUACAAAAGCAGUCAGCAGAAAUAAAUUUUUCAAAAAAAAAAAAUAAUGAUGGAAAUCUUCGCUUAAAAUUUACCUUAAAAUGGAUUAAAGAAACAGUCAUGGAUUCUACCAAAUCGGAGGGCUAUGAGUUUUUGGACUUAAGCGACGUGGAUGAUAGUGAACGGAAUCACUUAAAGGAGAUUUUUGGUAAUCCACAACUUGACUACACCUUACAAUUACCUUGGGUAUCGGAUCAAUCAGUUUCAAGUAACAAUAGCCAGUAUUCAGAACCGGUCGGGGAUUAUUCAUCCCAACAGUGGCUUCAACAUCCCAAUAUUCAACAAUCUCAAUACGGCGUCCCGAUGCCACACAGUGGAAUGUUGCAUACUCCAUUUUAUCCAGUUGUUAUUCAACCCUAUCCAGUAGAAGAUGGAUUUUAUUACAUAGCUGAAGAGUUCUCUAUGACUGAAUCACCUAUUCCAGGUGAUAGUGAUCAACAUUCUGGAAGAGAUAGUCCAUCGAUAUCGGGUGUAUCAACUGGCGGUAGCAGUGGCGUCAUGUCACCACAUUCAGGUGUUGGAGGUGCUGUACAUUCACCACAUGUGUACGGUCCUCAACAUCAGCACCCUCCGCCACCACCAAAUGUUUACUCGAUACCCGCUGCCCCAGCUGUUCAACCUGGAUAUCCACAACAGAAUGUUUAUGUGAACAAUGUAACAGCGCAUGUCAACUACCACAGCAUUAGUCCACAAUAUAUACCAGGAUUUGCACCACCACCACCGACUGCUGUGCCUCCACCACCAACGGCAGCUCCACCUCCACCAGCGGCAACCGAACAAGAAAUUCGUACAAAUGGUAAUGGUGGACGACAAAUGCGUAGUAGAAAUAUAUCACGUCAUCGACAGACUGAAGUGGAUCCGUCACCACCAAUGAAUCCACCAAUGUUUAAAACGUUGAUAAUGCCACAACCUCAACCGUAUGCCACAUACUACUCACCACCGGCUGCAAUGCAUCAUCCAUCGGCUCAACUUGCCACUGGUUCGCAUUUGUUUUUCACACCACCAUAUUUUUCACCGAAUUCUUGCGUUUAUCCACCACAUGGUAUGUACGUUCCAGCAGGACCUAUGCCAGUUCCUGAAUUUCCAUAUUCAACAGAUGCCCAAGGUGUUCAUCAUCCUGUUCAAGAAGCUAUACCCGUUGAUCCACAACGUGAGAAUGCCCAACCAUAUCAAAAUCCGAUGCCUGGUGGAACCACAAUCAUAGUGAGUAAUCAACAACCAUCCAAACAAAAACAGAACACCAAUAAGUCAUCAUGCAUCAAUACGCAUGUACAAAUCAAACACGAAACAAAUGAAAAACAUCAUGAUACAAAAUCAGAAGUGGUUGUAAUUACACCAGUCCCUGAAGUUAGUGCAACUACAAUCGUAACAAAAUCACCAAUUAUUACCAGCGGAGGGGAUAUGGUGAAAAAGUCUGAAAAAAUUCAUAAGACAAAAACAUCGCCAAAAGUUGUGAAUACUACGCCCAAAGUCCCUGUAACGGUAGCUGCUAAUAAUGGUAAACCUUCAACGCCAGUUGUUGAAAAAAAAAUUGAAAAACCACAAAAAGAUGUACAGAACAUCGCCUCAAUUAAUAAAGAAUCGAAACCAGUUGUAAAUAAUCCUCCAAAAUCAGUAUCCACAACUCAACCUGUUCCUGCAACACAACUUGUAGCUGCUCCAAUACCCGUAACACAGCCGGUUUCCAUCGAAAAGACUGCUAUCAAACCUUCUGAACAAAAAACUAUACCUAAGUCAAUCGAAAAACCAAAAAUUCAAAUCCCAGAAGGCGAUACAACCCUUAAAGAAAAUGUAAUUGCCGCCUCUCCAAAAGAAAUUUGUGCCGUAUUUAAUAAAGCGAUGAGUAUUAAAGAGGAAGCUGUCGGGGAGAAGAAGAAUUUAGUAAAUGGAAUAACGCCUAAAAUAAUCGAAAGUUCUCCAAGUGUAACCAAUAAUAACAGUACUCAAAAAUCAUGGGCUAGUUUAUUUAAUAAAUCAGCUAAUAAUAAUUCAGUUUCAUCACCAGUCAUAAAUAACACGGCGAAUUCGAAUACCAUAAAUUCUUCGAAUACUGCAACGGCAGCAAAUACACCAAAAGUUGUAAACAAACCAUUAGCAAGAGUUUUGCCAUUCGAUAGUCAAGCAGAUAAGAAGGUUGGGAAUAAAGAUUUGAAGAACAAUCAAACUAAACCACAAAAAGCUGUGGGUAGUGCAUUUUUCGAUGAUCCAAAUUCAUAUCGAAUGGGAGAAUUCCUCAGCAAAUAUGUGAUCGAUAACCGUACAAUAAGUUUACUACCACGCGGAUUGACAAAUCGUAGUAAUUUUUGUUACGUGAAUUCAAUACUGCAAGCAUUAUUGGCAUGUCCGCCAUUUUAUAAUUUAAUACAAGCUCUUCCACAACAAAAAAGUUUAAAAGAAAAAUCCCCUUAUCCAAUCAUCGAUAGUAUAAUUGAUCUAAUCAAUGAAUUCUCACCAUUGCCGGCUGGUGCUCGUGUUGGACGUCGCGAAAAGAAUAAUGCAGCUGCAACUGCUAAUCAAAAGGGCGAAGUGCUAGAGUUUGUGAAUUGCGGACCAGCUUUAGAACCAUCAAGUGUGUAUCAAUCAUUGAAUAUGAUUCGGUCCGACUCGUUUAGUGUUGAUGGCCGACAAGAAGAUGCUGAAGAGUUUUUGGGAUGUUUGCUGAAUAGUUUGAAUGAUGAAAUGGUUGAGUUAAUAAAAUUGGUGGAAGAUAAUAUGGCCGAAUCAUCUCCGGCUGAUGGUAAAAAGAGUGGAAAUAGUGGAGAUAUCAGCGAUGAAGAUGAAUGGAAAGUAAUGGGACCAAAAAAUAAAGGAUCAAUUACCAGACGAACAGAAUUCAGUCGAUCACCCGUCAGUGAUAUAUUUCGGGGUCAACUACGUUCACGUGUUCAGCGAGCUGGUGAUCAAUCAACAGAUAAUGUACAACCAUUUUUCACUUUGCAAUUAGAUAUAGAAAAAGCUACAUCAGUUAAAGAAGCACUUGAAAUUUUGGUUGGAAAAGAUCGUUUGGAAGGUGUUACGUGCUCACGUACGCAACAAGCUGUGGAAGCUUGGCAACAAGUAUCUAUUGAAGAAUUACCUUUGGUUCUUAUUCUACAUUUGAAGUGUUUCCAUUAUGAACGAGAUACAUGUUCGAAGAUUAUCAAGAAUGUAGAAUUUCCUGUUGAUUUAAAGAUUGAUUCGAAAUUGAUGUCAGCAAAUAAAAAGUAUACGAACAAACAAAAACAAUACAAACUAUUUGCUGUUGUCUAUCAUGAUGGUAAAGAAGCAACAAAAGGUCAUUAUAUCACCGAUGCUUUCCAUGUUGGCUAUGGUGGAUGGGUACGGUAUGAUGAUAGCUCCGUCCGAGGUGUAUCCGAGUCACAAGUAUUGCGACCACGUGCACCACGAAUGCCUUAUUUAUUGUAUUACAGACGAUGUGACACUAUCGGAAAUCAAGGAGCACAACAACCACAAACAAAAAAAGAGUAGAGACAACAUUAUCCAUCGUGUGCGUGUAAAAAAAAAAAAGAUAAAAAAAAAAAAAAAUUGAAAAAAAAACAGUGAUUAAGAAAAUUAUAAAAUUUAAAGUUUAAAUCAAUUUUCUUGUUUGUUUCAGUUUCUCUAAAAACAUUUUUUGGUUUUGAUUUAAUUUCUACUAAAAAACAAAAACAAAAAAAACAUAAAAAAAUGCAAAACUGUCGGUAAUAGGAAGGGCCCGUAGAAUAUUCUAAUUAUGAUAAUAUUUUCUUAAAUUAUUAUUAUUAUUAUUAGUGGUAGGAAUUAUUUAUUAAAAAUAUGACUGCACAAUAAACUAGGAAAAUAAUGAACUAUUAAAAUCGUAGCGAAUCGAGGAAGACUCGUAGAUGUAAUCCAUGUUCAGUUUACUAUUUUGAAAAUAAGUAAAUUAGGAUUUGCUAAAAUAUAACACAAGUGGAUCUACAAAUAUUUACCACCACUUUUGUUUUUUUGGAGUUCACUGUUUUAAUUGGUUACGAUCUUUAUUGUAGACAUCUAAGUAACAAUUUUUUUAGAAUUUUUUUAGAUUUAAAUAUAAGGAUAAUGAUAAGAUUUAUUUAAGCUAUAAAUACCAUGCCAAAAUAGUCAAUUUUUAUGGCCCAAAUGAUCUUAAAAUUAGAUUAGUUGAAUUAAGAAUAAUUUUUCAUGUUAAACUGAACAAAUUAUGAAAAAUGUUGCCAUUCUGAAUUUAAAAAAAUAAAAUAAACUUCGAAAUAGUGCUGGCCACUAAAUUAUUAAUUCAUCAUUAAACGUUUAAUGUAUAUUUUCGUCCGAUAAUUCGCGAAAAUUUAUAAUUCAAGUCAAUCAAAAUUGGUGUUGGUGAAUUUUCUAUCUUCUAUUCCAAGUUUUAUUGUGCAUUUUAAGAAUAUUUAUUUAUUUUUGUACAAUAUUUUAGGCUUGGUUUUAACUUUUGGAUUAUCUAUAAAUUACGUACACGGACAUAUGUUAAGAGGAAAAUUUAAAGCUUCAUCUUUUUGAGAAAGUAAUUUUUAGAAGUUGGAUUAGUACCCCUCUUUAUUCUGUGAUUGGGUUAUGGGAUUUACAGCGCAAAUAUUUUACAAAAAUUAGACAAACAAAAUAGUUUUUCCAAAUAUUAGGAUCUCUAAGAGUCAAAGGUUAUUAGGCUUGAUUGAGAGAUAAACAAAUUAUAGGGCAAAGAAGGGAUUAUAAGGAUAUUAUGAAUCGAGUUUUUCUUCAUAUUUUCCGCAAAACUUGAUAUCGUUAAUCAUCAGAUUUGAUUCAGGCGUAUAAUGUUUAUUUGUAAUCGCCUAAGAGAAAUAAUUUUUUAUCUUGCCCCGCGAAAAUCAUACUUUUCAGUCCUCGUAUCGAAAAGUAGAGAUUAUAAAUUAAUAUUAUUCGUAACCAUUCUUGUUAGAUCCUUUCGAUAGACCGCCUUAUUGAGGAAUAACACAAAAUGAUGAAUCGUGUAGAAAAAAUAACGUAAUUUAAAGAUAGUUCUUAUUCCAAAAAACCUCAAUUUAGAAAGAAUUUUUAAAUUGUUUUUGUGUAUUUUGUUUAGUAAAAAAAAAUAUUUCAUUAGAAAAUAUGUUCUACGGGCCCUUCCGAAUCACCAUCAUUAAGUUGUUAAACAAAUUUUAUCGGGUGUUAAAAAAAAACUAUAUGUAAAAAAAAAAUUAAAAUAUAUUGAUGCCUUUAUUAUCCUGAGAAAGUAAUUAUUUUAGAUGAGAAAUUUUUAUAUAUAUUCAACUGAAGUGUUAAUUAUCGAAGGUAAUUAAUUUUGAAUCCAUAAUAACUUUGUGUAUAUUUAUUAAAUUUUUGUUGUUAUCUUAUCCCCUUUUUUACUACUAGAUUAUCAUUUUAGAAUUUAAAAAAAAAAAAAACAAAAAAUAUAAAAUUU